AUGCCACCUAAACGCAAAGCUCCUGCAAGCGAUGCUGCCUUGUAUCCCAGAAAAGUAAAGAUACAAAAGAAGAAACAAGCCACAGCUCAACAAAAAGCAGAGUUGGAUAAACGUACCAAAUGGUUCCAACAGUAUGCAGACAAAGACGAUGCCGACAUUAUACCACCUGAUGGCUGUCAAAAACUCUUUGAGGAUCUGGGCGUUUCUCUCGAAAGUGCCAUUCCUAUCAUUGUCGGCUGGAAGAUGGGGGGAACUACGAUGGGAUAUAUCACAAAGGAACAGUGGAUCAAAACAAUGGAAUCGACUGGCUCUACAACGCCAGCAGAUUUCAAAAAAACGUUACAGGAGUGGGAAUUGCAGGUAUCUCAGGACCCUCUUCAAUUCAAGCAGUUAUACCUGUUCACUUUCAAUUAUGUCAAAUCAGCAAGUCAAAAGAGUAUGGAAGUAGAGAUGGCAAUUGCUCUUUGGCAUAUCUUGCUGGAACACACAUACCCCAUCAUCACAUCCUUCACACAAUUCAUUCAAGAAAAGAAACCUGUCAAAGUGGUCAACAAGGACCAAUGGUCAAGUUUACUCGACUUCUGCAUAGCAGUUCCUGAAGAUCUUGCAAAUUACGAUAGCUCCUCCUCAUGGCCUGUUCUUUUUGAUGAUUAUGUAGAAUGGAGACAGCAACAACGAAUGUAA
This is a messenger RNA of Mucor velutinosus, 684 nucleotides long. RefSeq names its product Signal peptidase complex catalytic subunit (gene SEC11). NCBI's taxonomy places the organism in Eukaryota, Fungi, Mucoromycota, Mucoromycetes, Mucorales, Mucoraceae. Gene Ontology annotation, biological process: protein neddylation. The transcript has 8 exons. Bases 1 to 684 code for a protein of 227 amino acids. Gene Ontology annotation, cellular component: ubiquitin ligase complex. Gene Ontology annotation, molecular function: cullin family protein binding; ubiquitin-like protein binding; ubiquitin conjugating enzyme binding. The record is from RefSeq and is a predicted model, not a curated record.